CUGACCGCAGUCCAGUCCGCGCCGUUCUUUGCUUCUCCCACCGGUCAGUCCCUCCUUGCGCUGUGCUGCGAUUGCACCUUUUGGCCCGACGCCGACCAAAGCAACUCGUAAUAUCCAAACCGAAGCGAAUUUCCCGCGAAAACAGCCGACGCCGAUCUUUCCGCAGCCCCCUCAACCCAGCCGGGACAUAUCAAGUCUUCUGAUCGUCCUUCGUGCAAAUUGAAGAAAAGCAGUCAUCCUCAACGAACUCACAUCCUCUCGCAUCGCGUCCUAUUCUCGCCCUUUUUAUCCUCGAGAAUCACCGCGGACGAUCCCUGGUUUCCGAGUCCUGAGAGCGCCCUCGCACUUUUGCGCCGAGAACCGCCCACCCUCGUUCAGAGAAGAAGAAGAAGAAGGCGGGAGGAAAGAGCAAGAAAAAGGAUCAGAAACAAUACCGUAAUUCAGAUUUAAUCGGUUGCAUCCGUAACCGCUGUUCACUCGCACCAUGAGGCUCAUCGACCGCAUCCAAGCCAAGAUCGAGCUGUUCCGCCUCGAGCAGCGCUACACCCGCCGCCGGCACCGCCGCUCCACCUUCGUCUCCAACGCCAUCUACGUCGACGGCGAGUACAUCUACCAGUCGCCCAACACUACCGGCUCCUCGGCCGCCACGAGCAAGACGUCCUCCUCGAUCGCCACCACCCGCGUCGUCGAGUUCGACUCCUCCCACUACUCCUCCUCUGCCGCUGCCCCUACCACCGCCUCCGCCACCAAGCAGAAGAAGAGGCUCAACCGCUGGUCGUCCAUGCCGGGAUACGGGCCCGGAUCCAGCCCGGACGCCAGCAUGGGUCGUAUCGGCGGGAUGCCGACCGUCCGGGAGCAGGAGUGGAGGGGCGGUAGGGUCAGCUUUGACGAGAGGCGGCGGUAUUGAGUUGAGCGAAUUGGGAGGGUUAAAAGGGGAGGAGGAUUCGAGUGGGCUUUUGGUCAUUUUAUUCUCUUGCUUUUGUCUUUGGAUAGUUGCGCCGUGUGGUAUGGUGUCAUGGACGAU
Thermothelomyces thermophilus ATCC 42464 is the source of this 1024-nucleotide messenger RNA. RefSeq lists its product as uncharacterized. The record is from RefSeq and is a predicted model, not a curated record. The transcript has a single exon. Bases 485 to 907 code for a protein of 140 amino acids. Lineage: Eukaryota; Fungi; Ascomycota; Sordariomycetes; Sordariales; Chaetomiaceae.